Messenger RNA from Phragmites australis (common reed), 2176 nucleotides. RefSeq lists its product as uncharacterized. The coding region runs from base 105 to 1940 and encodes 611 amino acids. NCBI's taxonomy places the organism in Eukaryota, Viridiplantae, Streptophyta, Magnoliopsida, Poales, Poaceae. Gene Ontology annotation, molecular function: protein binding. The record is from RefSeq and is a predicted model, not a curated record. Gene Ontology annotation, biological process: positive regulation of protein catabolic process; protein ubiquitination. The transcript has 7 exons.
UCAAUAUAACACGCAGAAGUGGUGAGAGGAGUGUCCGGGAAUCGGUCUAGGGUUUGAGUGCCGCCGCCGCCGUCGCCGCCGCCACCACCACCGCCGUCUUUCUCAUGGAAACAACCCCUAUCUCCUCGUCCUCCUCUAGUUCCACGAUGACGAUGGGCGAUGGAAACUCUCCUCCAGCCGCUGACCGCCCCACCCCCACCGAAGACUACGCAUCAUGGACAUGGAGGCAGAAGUUUGAGGACAUUGCUCGCUGCGAUCCGGCCCGUAAUAUCAUGCCAAAGCAUCCUGAGCAUGUUGCCUAUAUGAAGGCAAAGAUGCAGGAGCUGUUCAGUCGGUACGUGAAUCGUGUAUUCCCUAAACUACUCCCCGUACUUGAGAAGGACAGCGUCAAGGAGUUCUAUCAAGUAUGCAAACGCUGGGGCAUCUACAUGGGUCUCAGUGGGUCCCUUUAUCCGGAGAUCCUCUGCUCCAUGGCCUCCUACAACGCCCUGCGUUGCGCCAGGGUGGCGCUGGAGGGGGCCGAUCCGGAUCCGUUGCGCGGGCGCCGCGCCGACCCCAACGGCCGCCACCGUUACGGUUUCUGGCCCCUCCACAUGGCCGCCGAGACGUUCAGCGUGGACAUGGUCAGGCUCCUCUUCCAGCACGGCGCGUCGGCGAACCUCCGGACUGAGGGCGAGGACGUCAUCGAGGGCUUCCUCCCUCUUCACGUCGCCGUCGAGAAUGCCAGCAUGCACAAGUACCUGGAGGACCAUUGGGACGACGGUGACCCUGUCGACAACCUCAUCUUUCUCCUCUGUCUGCCUGAGAUGGAGAUGUUUUUGGACACGACUAGAUUAAUUGCCAAACACACAGAUAACAUCGUUGAUGAGGUAUUGAAUUACAUCGAUCAGGACAAGAUUGUUCAGGCUGCAAUUUUGCUGCUGACUGCUCAGAAGCAGCUCCGUGACCCCCUUGAUAAGAGCAGUGGCAAGGUUUCUCUAAAUGGAGUUGAUAUUGUUAAAAGCCGCAUUGGUGACGAUCUUGACGCCCUACAUCGUGAGAUGCUAGUUAUGGUUAAAGAGGGAAAAAAUGGCAAGGCGCUUAAGCAGUUGAAAGACAAGAAGGAAGCCCUUCUUACAACACGCGCACUAGUUGGUACUGUUCACAACGAUGGCAAAGCUGGGGAAGCCUUUGUUACAGCAUUUGAGGUUUCUCUGAAUGGGUUUGAUAUUGUUAAAAGCCGCAUUGAUGAAGCUCUUGACACCAUACAUCGUGAGGGAUUAGCUAUGGUUAAAGAGGGGAAAAAAGGUAAGGCGCUCAAGAAGCUGAAAGACAGGAAGGAAGCCCUUCUUACAGCACACGCAGUAGUUGGUAUUGUUCACAAAGCUGGAGAAGCUCUUGAGCGAUACAUUCAGACUCACUCACAGGUGACACAUGAUGAGAUUCUGGAACAUGUUUCAUCGAUUUUGAAAAGCAGUGGCAUCGUUCCUGUCGGGAAAGGCAUUGACACUGCAAACCUAGAAUGCUACAAAUAUGGUUGGGGAAUGUCAAUUGAUAGGUCAGGUUCACAAAGAGUGGACAGUGGGGAAACUAAUGAAGCUGACAAGUCAUCCUCUCUGAAAGACGAAGUUAGUAAAAGGAUGCUAAUUGCCUCAUGUAAACAGAUCCUGGGAAAGCGACCACCUAAAGGAUUGGCCUUAAAAGAAGUGAGAAAUAUGUUCUUCCCAUACUGGAAAUCGGUGCUGUCUUGUCGGUCACCGGUGAAGUUUGUUCGAACCUGUCAACCAAGCAGGAAGGACUUGCGUGCUGCAGCAAGUAGUAAGGGGACAAAGAGUAUCACAAACAAAUCAAUGGGAAAUCUUGGUUCGAUGGGAUGGCCCCAAGUCGCAAGCAACUAUGGAUGCAGAAGGAUGUUUUGUGUUGUUGCUUCAAUGUCCCGCAAGGUGUUAAAGCGUGCUUGAGCUGAGAUUUAUGGUGGUAAUAUUACACUUCCAUGCAUCAAGGUUUUACAUUUUUAAAGUCAGGCAAAAAAAAAAAAAAAACUCAUCUUGCUUGAAUAUCUUUUGCUAUAGUACUCCCCUACAGCUCAAUGUUGCUAGCCUCAGAAAGAUGAAACUGAUAGCAACAUGAGGAUGGCCCCGCAAAUUUUGUUGAAAUGAUUUCAUAUUACAGUUAGAAAGGAAAUGUAGUUGUGCAA